UCGAGCAGAUUUGCUUAUCACCUUACGCUUGAAAAUGACAGCGUUAUAUCUAUUGCUAGCGUUCGCUCCGAUUUUGCCGAUUUUGUUAGGUGUAGUUUUAAUAAUCGCAAGAUUGAGGACGAAAUGGAAUAAAAGUCCAGUUUGUUUAGCCGGUAAAACGGUGAUAGUUACAGGCGCCAAUAGUGGGAUCGGAUUUUCGACGGCAUUCGAGUUCGCAAUACGAGGCGCAAAGGUGAUUUUGGCUUGCAGAAGUAUCCCCCUAGCGGAGAAAGCCAGGAAGAAAAUUGUGGAGGACACGCAAAAUCCCAACGUAUUUGUAAGGAUAGUGGAUCUCGCCUCGUUGAAAUCUGUUCGGGCGUUUGCUGCAGAAAUAAAUAAUUCCGAGGACCGGUUAGACAUUUUAGUUAAUAACGCCGGCGCUAUAAUGGAAGGUGGAAGGACGGUUGAUGGCCUCAGUAAAAAUUUACAAGUCAAUAGCUUAGGACCGUUUCUUCUUACUCUUCUUUUGAUAGAUUUGUUAAAGAGGACAAAAUCUAGCAGAAUUGUGAACGUUGGAUCGACAUCCAUUCACUACGCAAAACUGAAUAUCAACGAUUUAAAUUAUUUUUCUCCAUCCAUCUUUGCAAGAGUGUCCAUGUUCAAUUAUGCCAACUCUAAAUUAUGUAGCGUGAUACUGACAAAUGAAUUGGCGAGGAGGCUUAAAAGUAGCGGCGUUACCGUUAACACUGUCGAUCCAUGCUUAGUUUACACAGGAAUUGCGCGCGAAUGGAAUAUCCUAGGAAAAAUUAUGUGCGUAUGCGUUAAACUACUAUUGAGAAGUAGUAGAGAAGGAGCUCAGGGUUCCAUAUACGUGGCAAUUUCAAAAAAUCUUGACAAUGUAACAGGUAAAUUUUUCAUGAACUCGGUUGAGACUUCGGUGCCGAGUAUUGUCAAUAAUCAAAAGAUCGCGAAAGAGUUAUGGGAAAAUUGUUUAUCGUUUCUACAAGUAACGGACGAGGAGCGCUUAUCUAUACCGUGUAUUGAAAAGUAAUGUAAAAUGUAAAAUACCUACUAUUUUACAAGUUUAAGUUUAAGUAAUUAGUAUAAAUGUCGUAAAAGUAAACAACGACCCACGCGCACAAAAGAAGCAUUUAAUUCUUGUUAUUUUUUAAUUUUUGCAGCGUUGCCAUGACUAUUAAUGUACAACAUAUAAACAGGAACAACUAAUUCCCCACAUUAAUGCAGUCAACAAUUCUCGUUAUUGUGGUACUUUACCUUCGAAUUCUCCUUUCGCAAAUCCCACGCUAGUAAAUAAUUUGCCUGUGUAUAAAUUUACCUUGGUUGCUCUACCCCAUGGCUCUACCCAGCGUAUAUGCAUAUAAAUUAUACACACACAUCAGAAUUCCAUAUACUAACCAAUGCAAAUGUACUCCCAAGGAUUCACUACUGAAAAUCUGUGGAGGUCAACGCAACAUCGGAUUAGGACUGAAAACGUUAGAAGAUACCAUAAUCUAUUUUCUAUCUAUUUUGUAAUUCAGAACAAGUAAAGUUAAUAGUUUGGGGGGUACCGUGCAAUUUAUUUAGAUGUCAAUUUGUUUUAAUAUUACUUAACUGGGGGAAUUUUGUUUUGAACCAGUUGAUAUUUUAAUUUUGAAAGUUAUCCCAUUUAGGUACCCGAUUGUGUUGAUAUUUUAGCAAACAAUACUCAAGAAAUGUAGAAAAGGCAAUUUCAACCUUCACAAUCUUAUAUGAUGCAGCCGAUUACGUCUAUAGGAUUACGUUUUGUACAUUCUUUUUUUGAUAGUAAAUUAGCCCAAAUUAUUAAUAUAUAUAAUAUAUAAAUUAUUUGACAAAGGGAUUAAUGUGUAUUUCUUGGUAUAGACGCAAGAUGCAAGAUAUACCGUAUAAAUAAUCUGUGGUAUAGGUAAGUAUGUAAUAAACGUAAUUUUGACUUUGACCCGAUUGGGAUAUAGCCAAUAUAGGGCUACACCAUUGCGGCUAUAUACUUCUUGCAGAGUUAGCAUUGUCACGGUCUUUGAAGCUUGAAUUUCCGGCCAUUUGGAGCGAGCAAAGAAAUAAUGUCCUUGGAAUUGUCCUGCGAAAUCUAUAUGAAUUUUUUUUCAA
Messenger RNA from Photinus pyralis (common eastern firefly), 2103 nucleotides. RefSeq names its product retinol dehydrogenase 12-like. The record is from RefSeq and is a predicted model, not a curated record. Lineage: Eukaryota; Metazoa; Arthropoda; Insecta; Coleoptera; Lampyridae. The coding region runs from base 35 to 1030 and encodes 331 amino acids. The transcript is spliced from 4 exons.